AAUGUUUAUAUCAAGUAAAAAACACGCAGAAUACAAUACAGUUUGCUUAAAAUAACUCCAUCACAAAGUUGAUAAGUUUUUAUCAGAAUUGUGAAACAUAUUUAAUUAAUAAAUAACCAACAACAGCCAUAGUGCAUUUGUUCACCACUUUGAAGUAGUUUAUUCAUUACGUCUCAAAAAAUCCACCAUUGAAAUGAUGUCUGUGUUGAAAUUAAAUAAGUUUAGACCACGAGUCUCUAUAUUUCGGUAUUCAUCUCGAGCGACGGCAGAAACAACUGAAAUCCACGAUGAAGUCCGUUUCUUUGAGGAGCGCAGUAGUGCGUGGUGGAAUGAAGAAGGGAUUAUGCGACUAUUAAUUAAAAUGAAUCCGCUGCGUCUCGCAAUCCUGCAAGAAUAUUUGACCAAAGCAGGGUUGGCACACUUUGCCUAUUCGGAAACCAAGACACCGCUUCGAGGUCUCAAAAUGUUGGAUGUAGGUUGUGGUGGCGGCCUGUUGAGCGAAGCCCUUGCAAAGCUAGGCGCUGAUGUCACAGGAGUAGACGCUGGAAAAGAUCUCCUAGAGAUUGCCAGGGCGCAUAUGGCUACCGAUCCACAACUACAGAAACAUUUACGCUAUCAACUCUCAUUGAUAGAAAACUUCAGUGCCAAUCAUCGCGAUUCUUUUGAUGCAGUGGUUUCGUCAGAAGUCAUUGAACAUGUAAAUAAUCAGGAAAUGUUUGUUAAGCAUUGUGUAGAGUGUGUCAAACCAGGUGGGUCGAUUAUUUUCACGACAAUGAAUCGCACCUUACCGGGCGGUUUCUUAAACAUCACGUUCAACGAGCAUAUUUAUCGUAUUAUGCCGAAAGGAACACAUUCCUACAAUCAAUUCAUUCGUCCCAGAGAAUUGAAGAAUAUGCUGCUGAAAUAUAAUUGUAAAACCGUUGGAGUCCAAGGCUUCACUCUCAAUCCGUUCACAGAGACAUGGUUCCGAAUGCCGGUGAGUUGGUUUAAUUAUGCGCUGCACGCAAUUAAAGAUGGACCAAACGCUAAUCAGGCCAGUGCUACAUGCAAGUAUGCUGCUUUCUCGGAUCCCGGCAAAAAUUAAGUCUCUCUGAAUCAACAAGCGCGGAAAGUAAACAUCCACAUCACAAAUAUUUGAACUUGUUUUAGCAUGUAAUAACGCUAUGAAGCGAAACAAUAAAAUAAACAUUUUAAUAGAUA
This is a messenger RNA of Dalotia coriaria, 1200 nucleotides long. RefSeq names its product ubiquinone biosynthesis O-methyltransferase, mitochondrial-like. The coding region runs from base 194 to 1084 and encodes 296 amino acids. Gene Ontology annotation, molecular function: 2-methoxy-6-polyprenyl-1,4-benzoquinol methyltransferase activity. The record is from RefSeq and is a predicted model, not a curated record. Gene Ontology annotation, cellular component: mitochondrion. Lineage: Eukaryota; Metazoa; Arthropoda; Insecta; Coleoptera; Staphylinidae. Gene Ontology annotation, biological process: ubiquinone biosynthetic process. The transcript has 3 exons.